Lampris incognitus (smalleye Pacific opah) is the source of this 4404-nucleotide messenger RNA. It is a transcript of the gene retreg2, whose product is annotated as reticulophagy regulator family member 2. The transcript is spliced from 9 exons. Bases 77 to 1837 code for a protein of 586 amino acids. NCBI's taxonomy places the organism in Eukaryota, Metazoa, Chordata, Actinopteri, Lampriformes, Lampridae. The record is from RefSeq and is a predicted model, not a curated record.
CUCCUUUUACCCCCGUGAUCUCCUGGAAGAAGAAGAAGGAGGAAAAAAAAACAACACAACAAAAGUGGGGUAAAACAUGGCGAGCGGGGAGGAGGUCAGACGCCCCUCGGUUACCUCCUCUUCUUCGGUCGGCCUGGAGGCCCUCUUUCCCGGUGGAGCGUCGGAGCCAGCGUGCGGGGAUGGCAAUCCAGAGCUGGUCCGCCUUCGGGAGCGCCUUCAGGGCUGGCUGUCGCAGUACGAGUCCCUGCUGCUGGGGGCGCAGCGGCUGCUGGUCUGGGAGAGGCCGUUGUACAGCGUCUCCGUUGCCCUCACCCUCAACACCUUGUUCUGGCUUCUGUCCUCCACCUCCUUGCGGCCUCUGUUCUUGCUCAGUGUGUCCCUGUUCGGACUCAUGUUGUUGGAAAGAUGGAAGCAUAAAUUACCCCUCAUCACUGUUCAACAUGCAGAGCCCAGCCCGAUACAAAGUGAAGCUGUGAGUAUGGAGCCACGUCUGCUCAGUAUUCCAGAGCUCAGCCACCACCUUGCAGAGAGCUACUUGACCUGCUGUCUCUACCUUCAGGAGAUGCUGCAGUACAAACAACAGAAUCAUGGAAAGUUCUGUGUGAUGAUGUGCAGUGGCUGUUUUGUGCUGGCUGUGGUUGGACACUACGUACCAGGAAUCAUGAUCUCUUACAUUAUAGUCCUAAGCGUGCUGUUAUGGCCGCUGGUGGUGUACCAUGAGCUGAUCCAGAGGAUGUACACGGGCUUGGAGCCUAUUCUGAUGAAGCUUGACUACAGCAUGAAGGGAGACACUGAGCACCGCAAGCACGACAAGAGGAAGGUUAAGAAGGAGAUGGAGGAAGGGGAUGAGCCCAGGGCCGAGACGGAGAGCGAGAGUGAGGAGGAACUGUCCUGUUUCGCACCUACGGUGGACGUGAAGACCACGGCCCUGGCGAUGGCCAUCACAGACUCAGAGUUGUCCGAUGAGGAGGCGUCCAUCUUGGAGAGUGGAGGUUUCUCUGUGUCCAGAGCCACCACUCCUCAACUCACAGAUGUCUCCGAAGACCUGGACCAACAGAGUUUGCACAGCGACCCAGAGGAGUCUUACCUGAAGGACCUACCCGAGUUCCCCUCCGUCGAGGAGUUCCCGUCCAUCGAGCACAGCCUCCUCCAUUUCCCCGUGCGGGGCGCCAGCCAAAGCCAAGGCGAGGGAGCCCACAGAGGGGAACCGUCCGAGGCGGAGCCCCUGAGCCCUGCCACCCUCCUCAUCCAGCACCUGGCCUCCCCGCUCCACUUUGUGAACACGCACUUCAACGGGCAUGGACGGCCGCCUGGUGGGGAAGGAGCUGGCGUGGAGGGGGCAACGGAGAAAGAGGGAGUGGCGGCAGCAGCGGUGGCACCCCUGGGCACACAACACUCCCUGGAGGCCCUGAGCGAGGAGAUAGUGAGCACAGCCAUCUCCACUGUGGUGCAGAACACUCUGUCCGCCAUGCUGCGCUCCAGCGAGGCCAGUGAGGAACCCGCCCUGGCCGAGUUCCUCCCCACUGAGACCCCUCCCAGCGCCCUGGAGACCUCUGCCCUUCCUGCCAACGCCGACACCACUCGCUCUACGUUGACGGCGGAAAUGCCGGGGCCCGACGAGGACCUGGAUGAGGCGCCUGCCGCAGACAUCAGCACUGGCGAGGAGAUGCCCGACGACACACUGAUUCCUGCUGAGGAAGAGGACUUUGAGCUUCUGGACCAAAGUGAACUAGAGCAGAUAGAUGAGGGGCUGGGCCUUGGCGCUGACAGACAGGUGGUUGGAGGAGCCUCGGGCACUCCAGACACACCCCCAUCUCCCCAUCAACCAGAAUCCUAGCUUCCCUGUUGGUUCUCUCUCUCUCUCCGUUCCAAACUGUUAUGUUUUUAUUUGUUCACGUUAGAACUACAUUAUACAUUGCAUACUGCUUCAUACAUUUAUCACAGGGUGUGGGGUCAAGUGGCAGUUUGGAUUGAAUGGCAGGUGGUAGAGUUUCCCUGGUGAAUUCUGAUUUCCCAGUAGCUAGGUUUCCAUCCAAAGUAUCAAUAUGCAGAUUGCCAUUCAUUAAUUUAGAGGUGCUGAAUGGAAAAUGUAAACAAAGUUGACUCACCAAGAAAAGAUUACACUUGGUAUAGGUGGAGCAUGCAUUUUAUGAGUUAAUGAUAUUAUGUCAACAUUUGCAGCUAAAAGCUGUACAAACGUUCCUUUCCAUGUAUAAGUCGUAUGUUGUGGUGUCGCCAAAGGCAUUUCUUUAUUUUCAUCCAAACGGCUUGAAAUAUUUGCUGGAACAAAGCAGAUUAACCCAAUCAAUGGCAAUUUGUUCUUGAAAGGUUUGCAUUUUAUUAUUUGCAGCAUUCUAACACUUUGUUCAUAGUUCACGUGACAUUUGGAUGGAAACUCAACGAUGGUGGUUUGUUUGACCUUGGCACACGAGCUGUGUUGCUUCUCGUCCGGGCGACAGACGACCAUCGGCUUGAGGCAUAUCUGCUACUGUCAGAUGGCAUUCAGAAUGACAUUUAUAACACUUGACUCUGCAGACUGAACCACAAUUACUAUUUAAGAAAUAAGAGGAGUCUGUCAUAUUUGUUACAUCCAACAGAGAAAAUUUUUGUUGUGUCCUACUGAUGGCUGAGGGCAGAAGAGGGCUCCCUAUCUUAAUGGGUUGCAAAGUAUUUCACCGGAGUUGUUAGUUUGUUCCAGCUCACUUGCGAAUUUGCAAGAGAUUCCAGCAAUGAGCAGCCUCUUUCACUGUCCCACCGAAGUCUCUCGUCAACAGUAAUGCUGCCGCCAUUUUUCCCUUGUGCUAAAAGUUACCUUUGAUCCCUAGCAAGUGUUUAUUUAGAUGGUCUUAUUGAGAGAAAGAGUUAAAGGUUUUGCAUUAUAUAGUUAUUAAUAUAUGAUAUAAAUUAUUUAAUUUAACGGUCAAGUUGAUGAAACUACCUUUUGAUGAAGAGAAAUUUGAGAGCGAUUGAUUUCUUUCAUUGGUCACCCAUAAUGAUUGUAUGACAUGCGUUUGACUAAUGACGGCAUGGACUCCUCGUUUAAAAUGAGCUGUGAACUCCAGAUAUUUGACUUGAUAACAAACGGCGUUGACUGACAUUCUCCUUACCGACCGAAGGUACAGUUUUGACUAAAAGCAGUCAGUCAGUAGUCGUCAUUUUCGCUUGCUGGGAAAUUUAAUCUCUGAUGUUUUGGGAUGUUGAAAACGUGCAGACUUGGCAAUGUGAAGCCAUUGCUCCUCUAUUUCUUCUUUGUGAUGCCUAAUUUUUAUGACUUGUGAAUAUAAUUUGAUAUUAUUGCCACUGAAAACAUCCUUCCUGGAUAGGGUAUUGUCAGUUAUUCUUAAUUCAUAACCUCGCUGAACAAACUUGCAGACUUCUUGACUGUACAGUAGGCCUACCCAUUAUCAAACAUUUGUACUAGUAUAUUCUUCAUUGGGGAUAUGUAUAUUUACUAAAGGAUCUAGUUUGUGCCACUAAAAGUCAAUGCAUGCCAUGCAUCACGCAUGUAUUUACCUUUAAUCAAUAUCAGAGAGAUCAGUCAUCUAAAGAAUGUUAUUUUUACCCUCGCCGAUUUUUUUGUGUUGCGUUUUUGAAGGGAUAAUAAAUUCAGCUCCUGCGAUGUUUGGCCACUGCUGGAGGUGUGUGGAAUUUGACUUUCCGACACUCGGUUUUCAUGAAGAAGCUGGUUUUCGUGUUUGUUUGCCGCUCGACAUCGAAACCUCAGGGUGGGUUGUACAAAUUGACUAGAACACUGCAUAUUAAUCGUACAUCUGUCCACUCGUCUCGGUGCACCGUAUCUGUACUAACCUGUCCUUAUCUCAGUCAGUCAUUGUGUAUAGUGUAGAAAUGCUAAAGGAAUGUGUAUAUUCUGCAUGGAAAAACAGCAUUCUGGUUCUUGUCGUCAGUCGGUGAAGUGCCGCUACAAUGUUAAAAGUUCCAAGUUCAGAUUUGCCUGUUAAGUUUUCGACUCUUUGAACCGUUUAACCGCCGAGGAGGCGGUGUACUUUCAACGACGCGGCAUUUUUGAAUAACUACCCUGUUGUAAAUGAAAGCAGUCGGCAAGUCAUGACAUCAGAUGUUAUAGGAUAUCAACAAAGACUGGUUUGUGUGUUGUAGUAGUGUGUUUUCUGCUUCAAAUAUUGCUUCUUUAACUAUACAGUAAGAUAUUAAUGCGACAAAACUGUACAAUUUAAAAAAAAAAGGAAAUCUAUUUUCUAAUUUCUCCAUUUUUCCAUAAAGUACUCAGUUUGAUCUUUUACCUUUCUAAACGAAACAGCCAGGGAUGUGUUUCGCAGAAGAGGAAUAGAUUUAUUGUCAUUUCAAUUGGUGAAGCAAGGUUGCAGCUCCUUAUGUGAAAGUCAAAAGAGAAUAAAAGAACAAACUGAAACGAAAAAAAUUGUGACA